CCACGGCCGGCCUCCACGGCGCAGCACAGGCACAGUGCUCAGCUUAAUCAAGACAAUAUCGAUCAAGUUCUAUUGACUUUAUUAUUUGAUACAUUGCAAUUAAUUAGGCUCUGUGGAAAAUACAUGAACAUUCAACAUGCAUUGUGGAGAACAAAGUUUCCUUGACUUACUUCUCAGUACCAGAAAAUUAGACAGAGAUAAAGGACUUGAAGAAUUGCAAACGAAGCUUCAGCGGAGCAGCGCCAGUGACCAAGCCGAGAUCGCUGGCGUCGAGAGUACGCUCUUGUCUGCUCUGAAGGAUUCUCAUUCCAGUUGGGAGGCUAAACAUGGCGCUUUAAUGGGAGCCAAAGUUCUUAGUGGGUUUGAUGGAACCUCAAAGCCUUUUUUGAAAGAAAUGCAGAACUGUGCAAUGCAUUUCCUGAGUGAUAAUGAAGCCCGUGUUAGGAUUGCAGCAGGUGAAUUGCUUGGAUCAUUGAGCAAAUGGCUCGGGUGUGAAGUUUAUCUGCAGUGUCAGGGUGCAAUACUCGAUGGAGUGAAGUCCAACCUAGAAAGAGCCCCUCUUAGUGAUUCCUCUCAUGAAGAAUUAGUCCAAGUUGGUCAUCUGGUGGAGAAGCUUGGUGGAGGGGCAAGUCCAGAUCAUUCUCACAGCAGUAAUGCAGAUAAGAUAUUUCAUGACACUGCAGGAUGGAAGAAUCUGGAAACUUGGAUGAGAUGUUUGCAGUCUGUGAUCGAAGGAUGUGGGUCAAACUUUCUCCCAUUCAUCGAUCAGGACCUACUCGACCUCAUCUUUCAAUCUCUUACCCACACCAAUCGUUUUGUAAGAGAAACAGGAUACUAUGUCUGUGCCACUCUCGUCAGCUGCGGUACUUCUCAAGAUGAAGGUGAAGAAAUGGAGCUGAGUGAAGGAAAUGCCAUUAAUACCAUCCUAGUCCAUGGUGACCAGCUGGCUUAUCACUUCGCCAAAGGAUUGGCUGACAAUUGGAGUCAGGUUCGUUUGGCCGCUUCUACUGCAACCAGACAGUUCCUGGUCAAUCUACCGAAUGCUGCGGCCCGUCAGCGGUUUUUCCCAGCAUUACUUCCUAGGAUGUGUCUCAACAGGUACUAUGUAGCAGAGGGUGUAAGGAUCUAUUCUCAGGAGACUUGGCGAUUGGUUACUGGUUUGCAUGGCAAAGAGCUGGUAGAGCAGCACAUUGGUGAUGUUGUUGAGUAUUAUAUUGAAGCAAGUGAUGCAGACAACCAUGCUGUAAGAGAAGCCGCAUGUGCAUGUAUUGCAGAGCUUGGUGCAAAGAUAGGGCAAGAUGUUGUACGUGGCCAUGUUCCUAGACUGCUAGACACUCUUCUAGUAUGCUUCAAAGAUGAUAGCUGGCCAGUCAGAGAUGCUGCGUGUGUUGCAUGUGGGAACUUCAUCAAAUGCUUUCCAGAAGAAUCAAGACAGAGCAUAGAUGCGCUUUAUCCCCUCUUCUAUGAGAACUUACAAGACAACAUUCCAUCUGUAAGACAAGGUGCAGCGGCAGCCCUGGCUAAUGUCACAAGAGCCUAUGGUGAAGCAGCUUCAAGCAUUCUUCUGGUAAAGGUUGCAGAAGGCUUGAAGGGUUUGCAGAACCAACCCAAGACAUCUGAAAGGUAUAGCGGUCUUGACAAAGGUCCAGCCACAUAUGGAUUGGUCAAACAGCUCAGAGAUAAUGACAUGGAUCUACAUUCAAAUCAACAGAUGUAUUCAUGUGGAUCUUUAGCUCCUAAGAUGGGUCGUGGUAGGGAGGGAGGCUGUAUGGAUCACAAAUUCAGAAGACCAUCAGAACCGUGGGAGAUGUGUGAUGGCUGUAUUCAUCUGCUAUCAGAGCUGUCUGCUAUUGAAUCCCUGGCAGCUGAAGUAGCAUCAUUACUCCCCCUUGUAGCAGAAGCAAGCAGAAAGCAGGAUUACCCACAACAUGUCUGUCUUCUAGAAACAGUUUGUAAACAGCUCCCUGUAUUUGGAAGAAACCUAGGGAAAAGACACUUUAAACCCCAUCUGGAAUCUUUCUUUGAUCCCAUAUUUGAAGCUUUGGGUUGUGACAAUGCAUUGACGAGUGCAGCAGCUAACCAGUGUCUUGAUGCAUUGGGUAACUUUCUUGGUGUUAACAUCCUCAGAGGAAGAAUAGAACAGUACAAUCCACAUUACCUGUCUAAAAUGAGAAUGGGAUUUCCUGGAAGGCCCUGAUAUCAGAAGACAGCAUCCCGCCAGUCAAAACCUGUUCUGUGCACCUAUACGUCAUGAUGAAAAAGAUGAUACAAGUGAUGCAAUCAAACUUUUGUAGCUUGCAGCCAAUCGGCUUGAUUUAUCACUGUAGCAAUGGUGCCAAGAAAUCACUAGCUUUCACCCAACAGACAUUGUAUUUUGUUACUCUUGCUGCUCUUGCUCAUAUUACAGAAUGAACAAAAUUUUAUUUGAAUUUCUAACCAAAUUUUCAGAAUGAAUGUAGAAUGAGUUAAUCUGCAAGGAGUCAAUGAUUGUGUGAUAUUGAAUGGUUCAGAAUGGGAUACGGGAUUAUGUUCCAUAAGAUUGGGCCAAUAUUGCAGGACGAGUGUGAUAAUGACCCUGAUGAGUGGAAUAUUAUUGUUAUUCCAUGCAAUACAGCCAUCCAAUAGCAUCGUUAAUCUCUACCCCAUAACAAAAGUGAAUGAGCAAAAUGUCACCUAUCAUACUCAUUUAAUAGGCCCCCACUAUAUAAGAUGAUUUUGAUCGUAGACUAUGCGACUUACAUGAAACUCUUUUGACAUCAUAUAGUAUCAUUUCGCAUUGCAUUCCAUUUAGUGCAUUUGUAUAUUCAUGGAGACUAUGUAACACAGUACCAUAUUGAACAGCAAGUUUUGAACAUGAGCAUGUGGGAUAUUUGCCAUAUUUUAGGGCUUUAAUAUGCUCUCAUAUUACAUGGGCAAAUCAUUCAAAUAUGCAUUUGUAAUGCAUUGUUUAAACACCCAUUUUAGAGACACAUUUUGUCGAUCUAACUCAGCACAAAAUAUGUCACAAUACCCAAGCUAGGGUUGAGCCAUAUGACUAGGGACCCUACUCUUCAUGCACUCUCUCCUCUGCAAAAUUUGUCAGUUUUAUAUUGCUCCUCUAUAAUAAAUUAUCAGUCUAUAAUCAAAUCCUUGAAGAAAACCCAAGGUGCAAGAUUGUGUAUGUGUGCAUCAUGCAUGGUGCAUAGCUGUGCUGUAUCAUACGUCACAAUUUCUUGGCAAGGAUAUGAAUAGUCUGAAAUCAGCAAACUGGUGUAUUAGUUGCUGCAAACAAUUAUUUCAAUUACACAUUAUACAGCUGCAGGUAAUAAUAUUUCUGUUGACUGGGAAUAAUUUUCAGGAGAUACCACACACUGAGUAUUACAUAUUUUCUGCAUUUAGUACUGAAAAAUGAAAAUACUUAUGGUGUCAUGCAAAUUAUUUAUUUCUCAAGUUUCAGUUUAUUUUUUUUCCUAAGCUACUUCUUUGAAAAUACUGAUUUCUGAACUAAAAUUUUGAUUUCCAGCUUUUAAACUACUGAAAGGUACUCAUUCAAGUUUGCAGCUCUGCAUUUGACCCAUAUUGCCCUUAUCAUGGCUAAGAUGAUAUUAGACUACUUUGAGAAAUAUAUAUGUUUAAAAAUAUAUCUCCCUAAAGCCAGUCAAUAUUAGUAUUUUAAUGAAUGUUUCAUACAACUAGCAUACAAUUAGUUUAAUUGCAUGCAGUGCCAAUAACAAUAAAUUCUUCAUUUGUACUUGGAACAUUUUCUCUGUAUCAGUAUACUAUCAGUGUCAUAUUAAGAAACUCUUAUUGUCAAAUCAAGAUUUUGAGCUUGAAAAUAUAUAUAUAUAUUGGUGACCAUGUAUAGAAAUGUCUGCAUUAUUGUAUCUGUCUGUAAGAUGUUUUGCAAAACAUUUGUAAUGGUCGGGAUACAAUGACAAAAGGAGGCUAAAAUAAAUUUGAAUUGUACGAAAUGGUGUAAGCUGCUGAAAUAGUGAUACUUGAUUGGUUGGGAGCACUCUGUCAUAGACAAUCUAGCAUUUGAUGUUGAUAAAAGGCUUUGUGAAACAGGGCCCCUAGUCCCUUAUAGUGUUGAAGAGACUUUAAAAAGAUGUUAAUUGAACUUGAUAUGUUAUGUACAAUAUGAUAUGUUAUGUACAAUGUGACAUGUAAUCUGUGGACAAUGCAAACCCAAAUCCAUGCACAUUUUCUAAAAUAUUGAAAAUUAUUGAAAAUAAACUUUGAUUUUCUAAUCAAAAAGUUGAAUCUAACUGCAACUCUUUCUGCAUCUGGCGCAGAAUAGUGAAAAGGGCACAGUUUGAUAUUGUUUUUUCUAUUUAUUAUUAGUUGUUUGUGUUUGUUUAUUGAUUAUAUAUAUUUUUUUCACCUAUUUCCUUUCUCUUAAUCACUUAGAGGCAAUUUGCACUUUGCGGAUAUAAAAGGAUUAUUUUUUUUUAUUAUAUCACUGCUUGCUAUGUAUGUGUGUUU
Lytechinus variegatus (green sea urchin) is the source of this 4464-nucleotide messenger RNA. RefSeq lists its product as uncharacterized. Gene Ontology annotation, biological process: protein import into nucleus; protein dephosphorylation. The record is from RefSeq and is a predicted model, not a curated record. The transcript has 16 exons. NCBI's taxonomy places the organism in Eukaryota, Metazoa, Echinodermata, Echinoidea, Temnopleuroida, Toxopneustidae. Gene Ontology annotation, molecular function: nuclear import signal receptor activity; protein phosphatase regulator activity. Gene Ontology annotation, cellular component: protein phosphatase type 2A complex; nucleus; cytoplasm. The coding region runs from base 137 to 2197 and encodes 686 amino acids.